UAUAUACAGUGGAUGACGACCUCUGGGAACCACAACAAUCAGAAAGGAAGAUGACAAGUUUUUCUAUUUGCCGCGUUUGCACUCUUAUACUAGUUGUUAUUCUGCAAGUUUUGCACGGAAAUGCAGAAAGUUUCUAUUCGUUUCAGGUGAAAGAUAUUUUUGAGCAGGAUGUAGAGUUAAAUAAAUUUGAUGGAAAGGUGUCUCUAGUUGUGACACGUAGCGACCAAUUGCGGUUUCACGGAAAGUCACUAUAAGGACUUGGUGCGUCUACAAGACAUGUUAAGCGUAGACAAGGAUGGCAAAAAUGUUUUCAAUGUAAUGGCAUUCCCAAGUAACGAGUUUGGAGGUCAAGAGCCAGGACCAAAUGAAAUGAUCUUCCAGUAUGCAACUGAUAAUUAUGGCCUUAAUUUCCCCUUGUUUGCUAAAGUCAAUGUCAGACAGGAAGACGUCUCACCACCCUGGAAGUUUCUGACAGACUCGGCCGAGCGGGUCCCUAACUGGAAUUUCUGGAAGUAUCUCGUUGGCCGUGAUGGGAACAUCAUUGAUGCAUGGGGACCACAUACCAGCGUUGAUAAGAUUGUUACAUACAUUCAGAAGGCAUUGGCUGGUGAACCGCAGCCCAAAACAGAAGCUAAGCGCACACAGGAGCAAUCAAGCGCAGAUCACAAGAAGGCUGAGGAUGAACUUUAGAUGUUCGCCCAAUCGUGCCACUUGAGAUUAUUAUCGUCUCUCAUCUCUCGCAACAGGUUUAUUAGUUAAUUGAUUGGUUAUCAUUCACGGAAGGCAUUCACAUCUUUUACUGCAUUUAAAAAAUGUUGAAUAUGUACCAGCUGCGGUGCAUUAUGUGUAAGAUAAUGUCUUCACUUUGCCGUAUCCCGAAUUUAAAUGGUUUAUAAUUAUUUAUUAGUGGGCAAGGAUACAUAUAAAGUAUAACUGGGGACUGUUGUCAGUAAAUAAUUUAGUCCCAACAUUAAUUUUUUCUUAUAGGCCAUUGACAGAAACAUGGUAAAGUUAAAGAGUUUCUCAUACCCACUGUAUAGAGGUCCAGUGUACAAAGCAAAUUUAUAGUUAAAAUACUAAUGUUAUGACUACUUUUGUUUCUGACAAUGGACCCAUGGCUUCCAAAGGCAGUUUCUUGAGUAUCAAGCCCUCCACUCACCUAGUGAAAAGCUUUGUUAGGAUAAAUCCACAUACUCUUCAUUCACCCAUCCAUGUUGUGCAUCUUGUUCACGCAUUCAGUGUUGUAAAUAUGCCCUUUGUCUGGUGUUAGGUGAGUGACCUCAGCUAUUGAGUAAUUGCGGAUGAUAAUGGUCUGAAAUGGAGGAACAAACAGGAAGUGGAUAACUACUUCACACUUGUGAUUUCCUGCCUUCAACAGUUAGCACAAAUCUGUUUGCUUAAGCCUAGGACACACUGUGCGAUUGAUAAAUACGGUGCCGGGUCCGCGUGGUGUGUCCGGUCUCACGGCAGUGUAUUUUGCUCGCGAUCCCAUACGCCCGGUGCAUCGCUCGUAUUCAACAUGUUGAAUAUUUCCGCUCGGUUUUUCAUCACGUGCGAAUAAAUACGCCUAAAUAACCUCCCGCCUAACACACACUGUUCCAACUUUAUUUAUUUUCACCUGUUACUGUACAUGCUAAUACGGCCAGCGUGCAAAAUCGUAGUGUGUGUCCAGCUGUACGUGUAACUCGUACAGCGUUCUAAAAUCGUGAGCAAAAAUAUACGCUGCCGGGCAGCGUACAGAAUUGCUAGUGUGUCCUAGGCUUUAGAGAAAAUCAGCAGUCGACGGAAAACAGAGGAAAGCAUUGAAAUAAUUACAGCAAAACAAUUGUUUGAAUUUUUUUAAAAUAAUUUUGCUCGCAGCGUUGUGCAAAAUUGCCCAAUUAUGAUGUUCAAACCACAUUUUUGGUUGGAUUGUGUAAUUCAUCUUGGUUGGUAAUUAUCCACAGGAUACAAAAGCGUUUGUCUCGUUCAUUGCCACCGACCAUGUCGGGGUCACCUUACACAAUGCACACUAAAUAAUUCAAGGCUUGCUUGAACAAUCAUGUUACUGUGCAUCCGAAUUCAUGUUACUGUACGAGUGUAUUUAAGAUCCGUGUUGUCUCUCUACACCAGCACCGUCCAAUUUUUAUAGAAUAAGCGUACGUUUUCUUUACAAUGAUUUUUUUAUAGAGUACUACAAUGGCCUACUAUUUAUAUACAUGUAAACAUUUCUAUACACUGUUAUUGGAUGGAGAGCAUUUAGCUAUUUUGUAUUUGCACUAGCUGGAGGACUGAACAACUGACAAUCAUCUUGAAAAUUGAUAAGAAGCAACAGGAAUAUACUUAUAUUAUGCAAAUUAUUUGCAUGCUCUAUAUUAAAUUCCUCGUGGUGAUAAUACUAUAAAAGGUUCAGUUCAGUAUAUACGGUAAUAAGAAUGGUUUAUUGUGUAAAUGAAUUCCUAGUAGUGUAGGCACAAUGAUGUUAGCAUUGAAGAGAAAAAUGUUUUUAUAAAAUGGUUAUUGGUCAAAAUAACUGGCUCAUGCAUUUUAUAAACAUUCCUUGUUCGAGUAUAAAUCCAAUAAUAGAGUGCACCACAUAAAGACAGUGAUAGAAGAUUAACUUCAAGGCAUUUAUUUACAAAAUUGUGUAUUUACAAUAAAUAAAAACUUGUUCAUUC
Molecule: messenger RNA, 2657 nt
Organism: Priapulus caudatus
Lineage: Eukaryota; Metazoa; Priapulida; Priapulimorpha; Priapulimorphida; Priapulidae
Product: glutathione peroxidase 7-like
Exons: 4
Coding region: 277-690 (137 amino acids)
Biological process (GO): response to oxidative stress
Molecular function (GO): glutathione peroxidase activity
Source: RefSeq, a predicted model, not a curated record